This is a messenger RNA of Sander lucioperca (pikeperch), 2136 nucleotides long. It is a transcript of the gene pde9ac, whose product is annotated as phosphodiesterase 9A like. Bases 18 to 1742 code for a protein of 574 amino acids. The record is from RefSeq and is a predicted model, not a curated record. The transcript is spliced from 20 exons. Gene Ontology annotation, molecular function: 3',5'-cyclic-GMP phosphodiesterase activity. Gene Ontology annotation, biological process: cGMP catabolic process. NCBI's taxonomy places the organism in Eukaryota, Metazoa, Chordata, Actinopteri, Perciformes, Percidae.
UAGCUCUCCCUUUGUGUAUGUGCAUUUGUGUGUCUUCAUGUGAGUCAGCUGCAUCCUCAGCACCUGGGACAUUACCUUUCAUAUCCACAGGGAAAGCCUCGCUGACACUUGGCUCAUCAAGUUUGUCGAUCAGGGCUUCGAGCCAGAAUCUUUGCGGGUGUUUGAGAGAGGAGAAGGAGGUCAACAUGGGCUCCAGCUCCUCCUCCUAUGCCCCUAAAACCAUUUACCUGGAUGUGGAUGGGAAAGUGCAAAAGGUGGUGUUCAGUCGGCACUGCAGCCCCUGUGACAUCAAGGAGCUUCUGUGUUCCUCAUCUCACAUUCCCAGGAACACUGCCAUCAUGAUGGUGGACCCAGAAGGGGCCUUGGUCUCCAUAGAUCCAACCAUGCCCACCAACUCUCCAAACUUUCUGUACAAAGUUGUUCCUCUGUCUACUGGUCAACUUGGAGAGAAGGAGGACAUGUUUCAGAACGUGUUGUCCCAGGUGGCUGAUCAGUUCAGCAGAGCCUUUCGCAUCAAUGAGUUGAAGACUGAGGUCACCAACAGACUAGCAAUGCUGGAGAAGAGAGUGGAAUUGGAGGGCUUGAAGGUGGUGGAGAUUGAGAAGUGUAAAAAUGAUCUGAAAAAGCUACGAGAUGAGAUGACUUCAAGAGGUGGUGGCAGAGUAAACUGUCCAUGCAAAUACAACUUUGACGAUGGGAAGAAGGUAACUCCUAGACGAGAUGUCCCCAAUUACCCAAAGUACACACUGUCUCAGGAGACUGUUGAGGCGCUCAAGAAGCCAACGUUCGAUGUCUGGCACUGGGAACAUAACGAGAUGCUAAGUUGUUUGGAGUAUAUGUACCAUGACUUGGGAUUGGUGAAGGAAUUCAACAUGAACCCCAUCACACUCAAACGCUGGCUGUUGGCUAUUCAGGAGAAUUACCGUAGCAACCCUUUCCACAACUUUCGCCACUGCUUCUGUGUUAGUCAGAUGAUGUAUGGCAUGAUUCACCUCUGCAACCUACAGGAGAAGCUGACUCUCACAGAUAUGGGCAUUCUAAUGACAGCUGCAGUGUGUCAUGACCUGGACCACCCUGGCUACAACAACACGUACCAAAUCAAUGCCCACACAGAGCUGGCAGUGCGCUACAAUGACAUAUCUCCGCUGGAGAACCAUCACUGUGCUGUGGCCUUCCAGAUCCUUUCUCUUCCUGAGUGCAAUAUUUUUGCAAAUGUGGAUCCUGAGGCCUUCAAACAGAUCCGACAGACAAUUAUCACCCUCAUUCUGGCCACCGACAUGGCCAGACACGGGGAGAUACUAGACUCCUUUAAGCAAAAAGUGGACAACUUUGAUUUCACCAACGAAGAGCAUGUGACAUGUCUGAAGAUGGUUUUAAUCAAGUGCUGUGACAUUUCCAACGAAGUGAGGCCAACUGAGGUAGCUGAGCCAUGGGUGGACUGCCUACUGGAGGAGUACUUCAUGCAGAGUGACAGGGAGAAGUCUGAGGGUCUCCCUGUGGCUCCCUUCAUGGACAGAGAUAAAGUCACCAAACCCACUGCUCAGAUUGGAUUCAUCAAGUUUGUCCUCAUCCCAAUGUUUGAGACUGUCAUGAAGCUUUUCCCUCAGAUUGAGGAGAUCAUGGUUCAACCUUUAAGAGACUCUCGUGACCACUAUGAGGAGCUGAAACAGAUUGAUGAUGCCAUGACAGAGGCACAGAAGAAAAAAACUGAAAAUAUGUCAUUAGGCGGGAAGAAGAAGUAAGCUCUGCAGUGAGUGAGUGCAAUGGUAUCUGUGGGUCUUCUUUUGUGAUUACACUCAGGAAAGACUUUAAAACAUGCGAGUGAGGCCUCGGUGAAGACGUUUGGCUGUGUUGGCGGAUGGAUCAGGAUCAGAAGGGAGAGAAAAGAGACUGCUUGGCUACAUACUGAACUAAACUUAGACGUCAAGGUGGAAUCUUGACCUUUGACUUAGACUUUUGCACUGGAUGUAACAGAGAGGGACCUGCUGACCUCUUUGUAUAGUAUGGUGUUUAUGUUGUUCUUUCUACUUACAUUUUUUAUUUCAUUUUAUUUAUUUACUUUAUUUCAUCUCAAUAGUGAAGGACACAUUUCUUCAAAAACAAAGCUACAGUAUUUUAAGAUUAAUAACAUUAAUU